AUGCCCAAGCAAAAAGCUCCAAGGAAGCAGCUCAAGUCCUAUAAACUGAAGCACAUCAACAGGACUGUUCAAGAGGGAGAUGCUGUUUUGAUGCGGUCGUCGGAGCCGGGGAAGCCGUCGUACGUGGCGAGAGUGGAGGCGAUCGAGACGGACGCGCGUGGAUCGAACGCGAGAGUUCGAGUGAGGUGGUAUUACCGCCCGGAGGAAUCCAUCGGAGGGAGGAGACAGUUCCAUGGAGCCAAGGAGCUCUUCCUCUCGGACCACUACGAUUUCCAAAGCGCCGAUACUAUCGAAGGCAAGUGUAAGGUCCACAGUUUCAGUAGCUACACCAAGCUCGACUCCGUCGGAAACGACGACUUCUUCUGUCGUUUCGAGUACAACUCUACCACCGGCGCGUUUAUUCCCGACAGAGUCGCCGUCUUCUGCAAAUGCGAGAUGCCAUACAAUCCUGAUGACUUGAUGGUGCAAUGCGAGGACUGUUCUGAGUGGUUUCAUCCUUCUUGUAUAGGAACGUCAAUAGAGGAAGCUAAAAAGUUGGAUCACUUCUACUGCGAAGAAUGUUCCCCAGAAGAGCACGAGUUCCACAACUCUAAAACAACUUCGAAAAACUCAGAUGCUAAGGUUAAUACAAAGCGCAGCCUGGAGGUAGGCAAGACGAGGAACAAACACACCAAGCGAUCAGGUUAA
Molecule: messenger RNA, 687 nt
Organism: Microthlaspi erraticum
Lineage: Eukaryota; Viridiplantae; Streptophyta; Magnoliopsida; Brassicales; Brassicaceae
Source: the annotation of a GenBank genome assembly